AUAAGAAUACGGGUGUGGAUUUGGAUCAAUUGGCCGUUGUAACGCGUGGGUAUGUGGGCGCUGAUAUCGCCGCGCUAUGUCGAGAGGCUGCCUUCAGCGCACUACGGAAGCAGGCCAUAGCGGCCAAUGAAGAGAUCGGAAUAGCCGCAGGUGCCGCUGUCGUCCAAUCGGAUGACUUCGAUAUCGCGCUCUCUCGGGUGAGCCCGUCGACUGCGCGCGAGAGUGUGAUUGUGGGACUGGAAACCAAGAGUUGGGACAGUAUAGGGGGGGUGGAUGAUAUUAAGCACAGAAUGAAGGUAUUGUAUG
Sphaeroforma arctica JP610 is the source of this 306-nucleotide messenger RNA. RefSeq lists its product as hypothetical. The annotation marks the transcript as partial. The record is from RefSeq and is a predicted model, not a curated record. Gene Ontology annotation, molecular function: ATP hydrolysis activity. Lineage: Eukaryota; Ichthyosporea; Ichthyophonida. The transcript is spliced from 2 exons.